AUGGCGGAGGUAAUGCUACUGCAAAAAGAAAGCUCUUUCAUGGAUCCCUUCGCCGGGCGUCUGUUGGAGUAUUUUCUGCCGCAAACCUGUUCCGACGCAUUUUUCCAGCGUUACAACUUUAUAGACGGGCCGUGUCUGAAGAUUCUGCUCAGCAAAGUUGUGGGGAGCGUCAUCAUCCUGGGAUCCAUGUUGGUUAAGGUGCCUCAGAUCGCCAAGAUUCUGGGCGCGAAGAAUGCAGAAGGCGUGAGCUUCUUGUCGCUCCUGGGCGAGCUCUUCGCCAUCACCGGAUCGCUAGCCUACAGCUUCGCCAACGGCUUCCCAUUCAGCGCCUGGGGCGAGGCGCUCUUUGUCAUGUUCCAAACUGUCACCAUCGGCUUCCUGGUUCAGCACUACGGUGGGCGGAGUUGCAUCGGUGCGUUGUUCCUGCUGCUAUACUCCAUCACGCUAGCCCUCCUGCUGUCUCCGCUAGCCCCCGCGCCGCUGCUAGCAGCCAUGCAGGCCUCCAACAUGCCCGCCAUCAUAAUCAGCAGGGUUAUCCAAGCGGCUGUCAACCUUCGAAACGGACACACGGGCCAAUUAUCGGCGCUGACCGUCACCAUAUUGUUCGCCGGGUCGCUGGCUCGCAUCUUCACCUCAGUGCAGGAAACGGGCGACACCCUGCUGGUGGUCACCUACGUGGUGUCAGUGAUCGCAAACGGCGUGAUCGUGGCGCAGGUGCUCUACUACUGGAAGUCCACUAAAAGGUUCCUACAAGGCCCGCGUGCUCCCGAUGAUAACAGAGCCACGGCAGGUAAACGCGACGCUGCCCUCUAG
Molecule: messenger RNA, 813 nt
Organism: Nerophis lumbriciformis (worm pipefish)
Lineage: Eukaryota; Metazoa; Chordata; Actinopteri; Syngnathiformes; Syngnathidae
Source: RefSeq, a predicted model, not a curated record